This is a messenger RNA of Rotaria socialis, 918 nucleotides long. NCBI's taxonomy places the organism in Eukaryota, Metazoa, Rotifera, Eurotatoria, Philodinida, Philodinidae. The record is from the annotation of a GenBank genome assembly.
AUGUCGGAGAUCAAAUAUUCUGUGACUGAUAUCAAUACUUUGACUCAACGACUGCAAAGUGCUGAAAAAUCGAUUACAUUUAUUCAGCGUGAACAUGCAUCAACAUUGUCUAAUCUUCAUGAAGAAAUUUCUAAAUGGCAACAAAAAUGCAGUGAUCUUACUUUUCAAUUAGCAAUAGGUGGUGGUACUAUAGUUAAUUCUACAGAUGACAGUAAAUUUCGAUUAACAAUUGAGCAGUUAGAAAAUGAAAUUCAUCAAUGUAAACAGACAAUCAAUGAUUUAAACAGAAUUUUGGAAGAAAAAGAAAAAUCUAUUAAUGAUUAUGAAAAUCUCCUGAUUGUAAAUGAACGAAAACAUACGCAAGAAUUACGUUUAGAGAUUGACAAACAACGACAAUUAAAAAUUGAACUUGACCAACGUUCAACAUUAAUUGCACAGCUUACUAAUCAAUUGUAUCGCGAAAAACAACUUCAACAACAACAAGCACAAACUCGUGCUCGUCUGGCGCAAGCUAUUUUGCCAAAUAAACCACCAAAAUUUUCAAGUACUAGCGAAACACAACACAAACUACAUGCACUAUCAACUAAACAUUUAUCGAAUCGUUCAUCAUCACUCGGUAGUCGAGCUAGUCCUGAUCCAGAUCUAACCAAAGCAUUAUUGAUUAAACGACGACCACCUACACCACCGCAACAAUUACGACCUCUUUCAUCGAAAAGCAUUGAAUCGAAUGAUGAACAAUCGUACAGUAAACGACAACGUCAAUUACUCAAUAGUCGUACAGAAAAUAUUGAGUCAAAUAAAAUAGCAUCAUUUCGACCCUCAAUAAAACUAUCAACUGUGCUGCCACCGAUUGUAACUCGAAAAAUGCCGCUGAAAGCAAUGGCUACAACUGCAUUUCAACAAGAAGGUGAAGUUUAA